Molecule: messenger RNA, 3558 nt
Organism: Trichoderma asperellum CBS 433.97
Lineage: Eukaryota; Fungi; Ascomycota; Sordariomycetes; Hypocreales; Hypocreaceae
Biological process (GO): nucleoside metabolic process
Molecular function (GO): protein binding; catalytic activity
Source: RefSeq, a predicted model, not a curated record
UGCAGCCUCUGGCGCCCAAUAUUGGCCUAAUUCCACACCUCAACUGAUAAGAUUAUUUCAUCUUUCGUUCUUCACUCUAUUAUAACACGAAACACAUAGUUGCCAUUUGUACAAUGUCGGACCCGAAGAAUUAUACCGUGGGUUGGAUCUGUGCUCUAAGCACUGAGCAGAUUGCAGCGGCAGAAUUUCUUGAUGCUGAGCACGAAUCCCUGGAGGACCAACCGCUAAACGAUACCAAUAGCUAUAUCCUAGGAUCUAUUGGAAAACAUAACGUUGUUAUUGCUGUUCUUCCUUUGGAUCAAGGAACAGCCUCCGCCGCCAAUGUAGCGACCAACUUACUGCGAACAUUUCCCAAUAUUAGGGUUGGUCUUUUGGUUGGUAUUGGCGGGGGCGCACCUAGCAAGAAGCAUGAUAUCCGCUUGGGAGACGUUGUGGUCAGCGCACCCUCAGGCGGAGAUGGAGGUAUAUUUCAAUAUGAUUUUGGGAAGACAAUCCAAGAAGGGGCCUUUCAACGCACCGGACAUUUGAACAAGCCUCCGCCUGUUUUGCGUUCUGCGGCGGCAACCCUCCUGACUAAAUAUAGGCGCCAUGGACAUCAGUUCAAAAAAGAUAUUGAUGGCAUCCUGGAAAGGAAUAAGAGGCUGAUAAGCGAGUUUCGACGACCAGAGGCAUCCAGCGAUAUGCUAUUUCUACCCAACGUAGUUCAUAAAGAAGGAGAAUGCGCAGCAGAAUGUGUGACGGAAGACAAAUCUGGUGUAGUCUCACGUCGCAAACGUGCAGAACACGAGAAUGACCCUGCAAUCCACUACGGUGUUAUCGCCUCUGCAAAUCAGGUUAUGAAAGAUGCCCUCAUUCGAGAUAAACUUUCAGCCGAGAAAGACGUCUUGUGCUUUGAGAUGGAAGCAGCUGGGCUAAUGGAUAGUUUUCCUUGUUUGGUAAUACGUGGUAUAUGCGAUUAUUCCGACUCCCAUAAGAAUGACGAGUGGCAAGGUUUUGCAGCAAUGGUAGCCGCUGCGUAUGCAAAGGACCUUCUCGGCCUGAUUCUACCAAGCAAAAUUGAAGCUGAGCAGAAAAUUAGCGAGGCCAUUGCGCAAGUCAGAGACACUGUAGCCAAAAUUGAGACAAACGUUGAAGAUAUCAAAUCUCAUAUAAUUUCACAACAGGAUCUCGAAAUUUUAAACUGGCUAGCAGAUUCUGAUUAUUCUAGUCAGCAAAAUGAUUAUCUUGCCAGACGCCAGCAGGGUACCGGGCAAUGGCUCUUGGAAUCUAAGGUACAUCAAGAUUGGCUAUCGACAAGUAGACAAACAUUAUUCUGCCCCGGUAUACCCGGUGCCGGAAAGACUAUCCUUACAGCUAUUGUUAUUGAGCAUCUCUAUACCCACUUCAAUAGUGAUCUAACGGUUGGUAUUGCAUACAAUUACUAUAACUUCAACCGCCAAGGCCAGCAGACUGCUGAUAAAAUUUUGGCAAGUCUCUUGAGACAGCUGUGUGCCUCUAGAUCUUCGCUGCCCGAGCCUCUAAAAUCUCUCUAUAUCAAGCAUAAAGACUCGAACGGCAGAAAUACUCGGCCAUCCUCUGAGGAAAUUGCAAGCACUCUACAAGUUGUAGCCCAAAUGUUUUCUCGAGUCUUUAUUGUAAUUGAUGCACUCGACGAAUGUCAAAAUCAAGAGCGAUCUUCAUUUUUUACAAAAAUAUUUGAAAUUCAGAUGAAGGCCGACGUUAAUCUUUUUGCAACUUCACGACCACUUUCAGAGAUCAAAAAUAUGUUCCAAGGGUGUCAUUUAGUAGGCAUCGUGGCCAACCAAGACGAUAUAUCCAAGUACAUCGAAGGCCAAAUGCCAAAGCUUCCAAGGUUUGCCCGUGAUGAUAAUUGUCUCAAAGAGCAAAUCAAAACAGAAAUUACAAAUAUCGCGCAAGGAAUGUUUCUCUUAGCCCAGCUCUGUCUUGGCACGCUUGAGGAUAUGGUUACACCAAAAAAGAUGAAGCAAGCAUUAAAAAAAUUCCAACAAAUAAGCCAGGAGCAAGGUGAAGACAAGAAAUUUAAAAUACUUGGAGCCGUAUACGAGAAUACAAUGGAGAGGAUCAAGCAGCAGAAGUCGGGUCACCGCUGUUUGGCCGAAAGUGCUUUAUCCUGGCUUUGUCACGCAAAAAGGCAACUUACAACCGUUGAGCUUCAAUAUGCUCUCGCAGUGGAUAUAGAACUAGACGGACAAGACAGCGGCAAUGUUCCGCAAGAGUUUGAUGAUGAUAAUAUCCCAGAAAUUGACGUCAUAGUCUCGAGUUGCUGUGGAUUGGUCACUGUUGACGAAGAGAGCAAUAUCAUCCGACUAGUACAUUACACGACGCAAGAAUACUUUGAUCGAAUGCGAAAACAAUGGUUUCCUAAUGCAGAGGUCGAAAUUGCAAAUGUCUGUGCUUUAUACCUCACUUUUAGUAAUUUCGAGAGCGAUGCAUUUCAUGAUGAAUGGAGCUAUGAUUAUGAGUUGCCUCGAGAGCCAUUUUAUGGCUACGCGUGUAUGAACUGGGGAUAUCAUGCGCGCGAGGCAGAACCUUCCAGUCGCAUAGUUCAUGAUUUCCUCGCAAACACGGCAAAAGUUAAGAUUGCAGGUCAGGCUAUACGCUGCAUACUUGAUAAACUGGACCGAUGGCUUUAUGUACCAGGAGAUAUGAUCACAACGGCGCUGGGCUUGACUGCGUAUUUCGGGGCUAUCAAUUGGAUGAAGAAGCUGCUGCCAGAUAUCCUAAAUUAUCAACUGGAUGAUGCUGUUUGUGACCGCGCGCUUCAAGUGGCGGUAAUAAAUCGACAAAGAGAUACAAUCCGGCUGCUUCUUGACAUGGGUGCUGACCCCGACUUCCUAGAUGGUCACUAUGGGAAUGCCUUGAUUUAUGCAGCGCGUUACAACGAUGCAGAGACAGCUCAAUUACUUUUGAACAACGGCGCAGAUCCGAAUGCGAUGUGCAAUGCAGGCUGGACGCCUCUCACAAUUGCGGCAGACGAAGGCAAUGUAGCUGUGGCUCGGCAACUUCUUGAUAUGGGUGCCGACGUUACUGAAGAAGCAACUGAGUUGGGUACAGCUGCUUAUUUCGCAGUGGAGCAUGGCGAUAAGGCUAUGAUACGCCUUUUGCUUGAGAAGACUACCUAUCCUAAGCAGAGAGUCUACCAUCUGAAGAACCAGUUACUUGAAGCUGCGGUAUGGCGUAGAGGUAUAAAUUUUAUUGAAAUGGUCUUUGAGAAGCAUCCUUGGCCGAAUAUGAAGGGAAGGUUUGGUAGCAAGAUGCUUUAUGGGGCACUUGUUUCAGGUCACAGAGACAUUGCUGAGCUACUUCUCCAGAAAGGUGCUAAAGUUUUGCAAAAUGGAUUUUACGGAAAAGAGAGGAUAAUUCGUUUUACAAAGAUGGAUAAAGAAUGGCUUGCUCAAAAAGUACCUACACUUUUCAUAGACCAUGUUGGAUAGAGGAAAUACUGCCAUAUGUUUAUGCUCAUAGACCGAGGAUAUCAGCUAUUUUGAGACUUAUUAGACUCCAAGUUUUAAUUAUCAAGGCACGAGAAUGCUAGGC